Messenger RNA from Xiphias gladius (swordfish), 1561 nucleotides. It is a transcript of the gene nmur3, whose product is annotated as neuromedin U receptor 3. Bases 74 to 1417 code for a protein of 447 amino acids. NCBI's taxonomy places the organism in Eukaryota, Metazoa, Chordata, Actinopteri, Istiophoriformes, Xiphiidae. The transcript has 3 exons. Gene Ontology annotation, cellular component: plasma membrane. Gene Ontology annotation, biological process: G protein-coupled receptor signaling pathway. Gene Ontology annotation, molecular function: neuromedin U receptor activity. The record is from RefSeq and is a predicted model, not a curated record.
CAUGACCGCACGGGGAGCGCGUUUUGGGAAGCGGCGCGCAGAGCAGCAGCGUUAAGCAGGUCCCCGGUGUUGAAUGAACCCAGAUAUGGCACAGGAUGUGUUGACAUCUCCUGGUUUUUCUCCAGCUUUCCUCUCUGAAAUGGAGCUGUCUAUGCAGGGCUCCUCUUCAAACGUAUCCAGACCGUUCCACAAUACCAGUGUUCCGCUAAACGGCACUGGGAAUUACAGCAACGACCAAUUCACUGAGGUCAACCUCUUUGAAAUCCUGGGUCCGAAACAAUCUCCCUUCUUCCUCCCAGUGACCAGUGUUUACCUCCUCAUCUUCCUCACUGGCUUGUCUGGAAAUCUGCUCACAUGCGCCGUGAUAGCAAAACACAAGAAGAUGCGUAACCCCACCAACCUCUACCUGGUGAGCCUGGCCGCGUCGGACCUCCUCGUGCUUUUGUUCGGGAUGCCCCUGGAGAUUUACGAACUGUGGCAGAACUACCCGUUCCCCUUCGGCGAGGGGGGCUGCUACUUCAAGACCUUCCUCUUUGAGACAGUCUGCUUCGCCUCAAUCCUCAACGUGACAGCUCUGAGCGUGGAGAGGUACAUCGCCGUGGUGCAUCCGCUCAAAACACGAUACCUGUCGACUAAUCAGCACGCCAAGCAGGUCAUCACCAUCGUGUGGGUGGUGUCGAUGAUCUGUGCCAUCCCCAACACCUCGCUGCAUGGCAUCUUCUACCUGCCAGAGAGAAUGGAGGAGUCGGCCACAUGCACGGUGCUGAAGCCCCUGUGGAUCUAUAACUUGGUAAUGCAGAUCACCACUGUGUGCUUCUAUUUUGUACCCAUGAUGGUGAUUAGCAUGCUGUACCUGGUGAUGGGGCUUCAUUUGGGCAGGGAAAGACACCAUUCCAGCGGGAGCCUGGGAAAGAACUGUAGCAGCAGCGUUCGGAGGAAGAUCAGCGUGGAGGACAGGCGCAGGAAGCAGGUCAUCAAGAUGCUCUCAAUUGUGGUGGCUGUGUUCGGAGUCUGCUGGGCGCCCUUCCACAUCGAGCGGCUCCUGUGGAGUUCCAUCAGCCAGUGGACCGACUUGAUGCACAAUAUUUAUCAGUACGUCCACAUCCUGUCGGGUGUCCUCUUCUACCUCAGCUCUGCGGUCAAUCCUGUCAUCUACAGCCUGCUCUCCACAAGGUUCAGGGAGUGUUUCCGCGAACUUGUGUGCUCCCAGACGGAGGACAACAGCUCUGUCAAGGACUCGCCGCCCUUCCCCAAAAUCUUAUUGGAACCCUCUGUCUCGAGUUCCAGAGCUCAGGCUGAGGCUAAGGACUCUAAUGCUUUCAUCCCUUUGCUGUCUCCUAACAUGACACUGAGCGUGGACACUGCAAUCCUUACAUAUGAAUGUGAAGAGACGACUUGCAAGACCUCUGUGUUCUAAUUGAGAUUUGAUUUGAAUAAGCUAUCAAGCAGCUGAUCCCGAGCUGCUUCAAAGGAGGAGCGUGACAUUUUGUGUAAUGCGCUUAUUGACUUUCUUGCUGAGAGUUUGUGGAGAAGAUGGAUACAACGCUCAAAUCGGUCCAUG